UCAUCAUCAGUGAAACACUCACUGAAGUCUUACUCCAUUGCCUCCUCUGGAGUCCCAAAUCAUCCAGAGUUUAUGGCUGUUUCGGUGGUUGAUGACAUCCAGGUGACUUACUGUGAUGGCAGCAAUAAGAUAUAUGAACCAAGACAGGACUGGAUGAAAAAAUUACUUGAUGACAAUCCUCAACUCUGGACACGGGUCACUCAGGACUGUUUCGAGUUUCUACCUCCGUUCUUCAAAAUCGCACUGAACAGUUUUAUCCAGCUCUCCAACCACAGUGAAGGUGUUCACAUUUUACAGAGUAUGAUUGGUUGUGAAUGGGAUGAAAUGACUGGAGAGGUCACUGGUUUUACACGGUAUCAUUAUGAUAGAGAAGACUUCAUUGAACUGGAUCUCAAGACAUCGACAUGGACCGCUCUGAGACCAGAGGCUGAUAUUAUCAAACAGAAAUGGGAUGAAGAUACUCCUGGAAUAAAAGAAGCUGUGGAAUUCCUCACUCAGACGUGUCCUGAGUUGCUGAAGUUGAAUUUGAAGUAUGGGAACAACUCUCUGCUGAGAACAGACGUCCCCUCAGUGUCUCUCCUCCAGAAGACUCCCUCCUCUCCAGUCAGCUGCCACGCUACAGGUUUCUACCCUGACAGAGCCUUGAUGUUCUGGAGGAAAGAUAGAGAGGAGAUUCAUGAAGGAGUGGAACAUGGAGAGAUCCUCCCCAACCAUGAUGGAUCCUUCCAGAUGAAUAUUGACCUGAACAUUUCAUCAGUCUCACCUGAAGACUGGAGGAGGUACGACUGUGUGUUUCAUCUCCCUGGUGUGGAGGACGACAUCUUCACCAAACUGGAUGAAACACAGAUCAGAACCAACUGGGUUGAGAAGUCCAGUAACCAGACCUCCACCUCCAUCUCCAUCAUCAUCAUCUCUGCAGUGGUUGUUGUUGUUGUCGUCGUCUUUGCAGCAGCUGCUGGAUUCAUGGUUCAUAGAACCAAGAGGCUCCACCUGAUAUCUGAGUCCAGUUUAAGGCUGUCCUUCUUCAGAGGAAACAUGAAUGAAUACGGUGUUCACAUUUUACAGCUUAUGCAUGGCUGUGAAUGGGAUGAAGAGACUGGAGACGUUACUGGUUUCAUGCAGUAUGGUUAUGAUGGAGAAGACUUCAUUUUGGUUGAUAUGAAGAAAUUAAAAUGGAUCGCUCUCAAACCUCAGGCCAUGUCCACCAAAUUGAAAUGGGAUUCAGACAAAGCUAGAAUAAAAAUCAAUGAGCAGUUCUUCACUCAGACUUGUCCUGAGUGGUUGAAGAUGUAUUUACACUAUGGGAAGAGCUCUCUGUUGAGAACAGGUCACUUUUUCAAAAACCCAGUUCUUUCUACGUCAGGUUGCAGCCCUGUUCAGCUCGCUGCCGCUCUGGACUCGCUCCCAUCCCGGACCCCCUCCAGCCCUCAGCCUUAG
Molecule: messenger RNA, 1437 nt
Organism: Mugil cephalus (flathead mullet)
Lineage: Eukaryota; Metazoa; Chordata; Actinopteri; Mugiliformes; Mugilidae
Product: major histocompatibility complex class I-related gene protein-like
Exons: 10
Biological process (GO): immune response
Cellular component (GO): external side of plasma membrane
Source: RefSeq, a predicted model, not a curated record